This is a messenger RNA of Ruditapes philippinarum (Manila clam), 3563 nucleotides long. Its product is annotated as G-protein coupled receptor GRL101-like. NCBI's taxonomy places the organism in Eukaryota, Metazoa, Mollusca, Bivalvia, Venerida, Veneridae. Gene Ontology annotation, molecular function: protein binding; protein-hormone receptor activity; G protein-coupled receptor activity. The record is from RefSeq and is a predicted model, not a curated record. The transcript is spliced from 10 exons. Gene Ontology annotation, cellular component: membrane. Bases 85 to 3150 code for a protein of 1021 amino acids. Gene Ontology annotation, biological process: G protein-coupled receptor signaling pathway.
CCUAUUUGUGUGUAUGAGUACAGUGCGACCGAAUUUGGUGAGUUCUUUUAUUGUAAAAGAGACGACAAAGCCAUACCAAAGUCGAUGAUGUGUAUAUAUGCCGUAGAUGCCAGCGGUUACAUGACUGGAUGCAGAUCUGGAGAUCAUUUACAACAUUGUGAGAAUUUCACUUGUCCAGCAAAUACUGUCAAAUGUCCUGGAAGUUAUUGUAUUGAACAACGAUUUCUUUGUGACGGCCAUAAUGAAUGCCCUGGAGGAGAAGAUGAACAAGACUGUACUUGUGGAGACUCGGAUAGAGAAGUAAUCUUAUUCGUGGAAGAUGAAGACUCUGAGAGCAGGGACGCAGCAAUGCAUUUAGCUAAACAAUUCUUUACAAACAGUGAGAAUAACAUCGUUAAAUUGUUUAAUUUCAAUAUUCUUCAUAGAAAAAUGAAGUUUGACAUUGAGUACAGGUUAUUGGAAAUAAAGGUAGAACGCGUUACCAGAGAACAGGGAAUAGAGGAAACUGGAUGCAAGUUUAAAACAAUGGCAAGAGACUUUCUUAAACAACUGAAGUUUUCCGAGCUAGAAAAAAGAGCGCUUAUUGUACUAGAAAACAGUAUUGAAUCAUCAGUUGUCGCUAGCUUAGUAUUGUCCAAUAUUUCAGAGCCAUCGUUUUCAAUAUACCGGGUGAUAAAAGAUUUUAGUUCUUCACUCUAUAAAGAUAACAGAUACAGAUUUGUAAAGGAUAUACAUAUAAGUAAAUGGAGUUCUCUAUUUUCGAUUGGUUUUAGACGAUUUCCAGAAAUAUGUACAGAGGCUACAAUCGUACCAUGUGUUGGAAAGUACAGAUGUUCGUCUAGUAAGCAAUGUAUACCAUUUGAACAAGUAUGUGAUGAUGUCAUUCAUUGCAAAAAUGGUGAUGAUGAACGACUUUGUGAAUCUGAAUGUCCAUUGAAAUGUAAUUGUAUUGGUAAGGUAAUCAAUUGUAAUGCAGCCAACAUAUCAAUGUCUGAUUUUUCGUCAUUUACUGUAAAUGCUAUAAGUCUUGAUCUGAGUAAAAAUCCAAAAAUUGAAGAAAUACCUAAAGAAAAAUUAAGUUUUCCUUACAUGCAACGACUUAAUUUUUCAACAUGUGACAUUCAUUAUAUUCAUAAAAGGGCUUUCUUUGACUUGAAAAACUUGUUAUCAUUAGACCUUAGCAACAAUAGAAUACAGCGAUUACCUGAUCGGGUAUUUAGCAAGCUUCGCGAUCUAACCUAUUUGAAUCUGGAUAGAAAUAUAAAAUUAACAGUGAUUUCAUCGACUGCUUUUAAAGGUUUGAAAUCUGUAAGAAGCUUAAAAAUUUCCGGCACAAACCUGAAAAAGAUAAGUUCACUUACAUUCUUUGACUUGAGAAACUUGUUAUCAUUAGACCUUAGCAACAAUAGAAUACAGCGAUUACCUGAUCGGGUAUUUAGCAAGCUUCGCGAUCUAACCUAUUUAAAUCUGGAUAGAAAUAUAGAAUUAACAAAGAUUUCAUCGACUGCUUUUAAAGGUUUGAAAUCUGUAAGAAGCUUAAAAAUUUCCGGCACAAACCUGAAAAAGAUAAGUUCACUUACAUUCUCGGGCUUGGAGUUGGACAGUAUCGACAUUUCUUACAACAGAAUUGAGGAAAUUGAAGAUUUUGCCUUCAACAACUCGCUUGUUCAUAAGAUUAACUUUGAAGGCAAUAAAGUGAUAACAUUCGGAGAAUUUAUAUUUAACGGCGUCACAUCACUUCGUGAGCUUCAUACACCUGCAUUUAAAUUCUGCUGUAUCCGACCUUGUUAUCUUCCUGAAGAAUACUGCAAACCAUUGAAGAAUGAGUUUUCUUCAUGUGAAGACCUGAUGAGAAACUCUGUACUUCAAGCAGUCCUUUGGAUAGUUGGGUUCGCUUCAUUGUUCGGAAACCUAUCGUCAAUUAUCUACCGGCUCGUGUUCGAUCGUGAAAGGCUAAAAAUAGGUUAUGGCAUAUUUGUAACUAACCUUGCAGUUGCAGAUUUUCUAAUGGGUGUUUACCUUAUCAUAAUAGCAGUGGCUGAUUCACUUUAUAGAAACAGAUAUAUCUUUGUGGACGAUCAAUGGAGAAACAGUAAUUGGUGUAUUACUGCCGGAGUUUUGUCUACAAUUUCAUCUGAAGCCAGUGUCCUCUUUCUUUGCUUGAUAACAUUAGAUAGACUUUUAGUGAUCAAGUUUCCGUUUGGCACAGUGAGGUUUACACCUAUGAAGGCCUAUGUCUCUUGUGCAUUGUGCUGGUUCAUUUCCAUCAUCCUAUCGGUCAUUCCAAUUCUUUACACAAGUCACUUCCAAAACAAAUUUUACUCUAGAACAGGAGUUUGUAUUGCAUUGCCUUUAACACGAGAUAAACCCCCAGGGUGGAUUUAUUCUGUGUCAAUCUUUGUCGGCCUGAAUUUUUGUACAUUCAUUCUUGUUGCUGUAGGACAAAUCUCAAUAUUCACAGAACUUCGACGAUCAACAUCAGCUAUGAAGAAGACACAACUUUCAAGAAGACGUGACUUGAAAGUUGCAAGAAAUCUUAUACUCGUUGCAACAACUGAUUUCCUGUGUUGGUUUCCGAUAGGUGUAAUGGGUAUUUUGGCCUUGAACGGAUUUCCGAUUCCUAGUGAUGUUUAUGCAUGGUCAGCUGUUUUCAUUUUACCAAUAAACUCUGCUCUUAACCCGUUUUUGUAUACAGUGACAGCAAUAAUCGGGAAGAAGAGUUUUAAUCCAAGCCUUGAUGAGCAGAGUCGAACAGCGGUCCAGAAAGAAAUUGGUACCGCCAUUUUGGAAUACCAGCAAUUUAGCAGAUCUGUGCGGAUGACAAGUGAACUUGUACCAGUUGGUACGAAACGUAGUAUUCGAGAAUUUCUUGAUGACGACAGUUGCUUGUCAGUCAAUGUUGUUGCGGCUCUGUGCAAACAACUUGCCGAUUAUCUACGUCUAUUGCAUGUGGGCUUUAUUGCUAUAGAUCAAAUAUGUGAGGAAAACAUUUACAUUACAGUGUGUAAAACAAAGGUUAACAAACCAAUUGUUGUAAUCGAUGCCAAAGCGUUGUUAGCUGCUGAUGAAAGAGCUCUACAGGAAAAUAUUCGCCAAUUUGGUAGCAUUCUGCGAAAGCUUAUCUUAAAAUGUGAAAAGGGUUUAAAGUAAAGACUGGUAUUCAAUGGAAGGAAGUUGUCUCUGUUACGAAGCAUAUGUACUCAGUUAUAUAUAUGAGUGAGACAAAAAUAAGUGUUGGAGCACCAUACUGCUUCUACACUGUCGACAGUAGAGACAUUUCAUUCGUACUGGAUGACGUGAAUAGGAAAUCGAAAUUACUUGACUUUUUAUUUCUGUGUAUAGAUAUUUUUAAUUUCAAGUGACGUACUGUUUUUGUUUUAGAUAUCUUUGUACAUACACGUUCAUUGUUCCGUCAUUAUGUCAUAUCAUACUGUGUCAGAUUAAAAUCGGAACAACUCGGCCUUUAUCUAAAAUAAGCUCGGACUUAAUACGGAUUGAAAUUACACAAAUGUAGUUCUUCAACGUGGUUUAAGAUGUAAUACAGACAGAGCGCGCAAUCUAAA